Messenger RNA from Cuscuta europaea, 911 nucleotides. NCBI's taxonomy places the organism in Eukaryota, Viridiplantae, Streptophyta, Magnoliopsida, Solanales, Convolvulaceae. The record is from the annotation of a GenBank genome assembly.
AGAUGUCACACUUUUGUCAUUUAUCUUCGUUUAGAAAUAAUACCCGUAGUAUUUUUUUUUUUUUGGGAGAUAUUUGUGGGAAUACAUCUUACAGAAGUUAGAUGAAAAUCAUGGUAGAAGGGGAAAUUUGGCACUUUCAUGGGUUUCCAUCAUGAUAAGAGGGCACGUGUACCGUCGAAGUCAGGACGCUGAUAGAUUCUAUGAGCAGCCAUUGGAUUCCACCCAAAAUAACUAAAAACAAAGCCCGACCCGCAUUCUCCACUCUCUGCUCCUGCUACUGUCCAGAUCCAUUCCUUCCAUUCUAUCGUCAGUGAUGGACCACCACCCAAAAUCCGCCGAUUCCCGCCGGCCGACCACCAACCAGGAUCCCGACACGGUUCGCCGCCCCAAAAGACAGCGAAGUUGCCCCUCCCCUCUCCACUCCGUCGGCCGCUCCGACGACUCCUCUUUCACCUUCGACACCAAAAUCUCCGACGACUCCGCUCCGGAGACCACGCCGAGGUUCGGGUUCUUCAGCGACUGCAUAAAGACCGGCAAGCUUCUCAAUGAAGACCAAAUCGGAGACGGCGAAGUGGUCCGCCUCGGCGGCGGCGGCGACUACGCUCAGAAUCAGAAAAGAGCUGUGGGGUAGCUGUAAUUAUGUUGAAAACAAUAGGCUUUCUCGGAAAACAGUUAUCAAUUCCUGACCAUUUUCUUUUGUUAUAGUUUCUCUGAUAGGGAUUAAUUAAUGAAUCAAUUAAUUAAGGGGUUUAUUAUUAUAUUCAUAGAAAAGCCCCGUUUCAUUGGACUUGUAAUAACGAUUUGUAAAGAAAGGGUUCAUUUCCGCAGUUGUUCUUUUUCAAUCAUUUUCACUGUCUUUUAAAUGUUACACAAAAAAUUCAAAAAAAGAAAAUUUUGCAUUCGAAAUUCAC